This is a messenger RNA of Odobenus rosmarus divergens (Pacific walrus), 2114 nucleotides long. RefSeq names its product 26S proteasome non-ATPase regulatory subunit 12-like (gene PSMD12). Gene Ontology annotation, cellular component: cytoplasm; nuclear proteasome complex; proteasome regulatory particle, lid subcomplex. NCBI's taxonomy places the organism in Eukaryota, Metazoa, Chordata, Mammalia, Carnivora, Odobenidae. The record is from RefSeq and is a predicted model, not a curated record.
AUGGAGCAAGGCCCCCUGGACGUGGUGAGGCUGUGCGGCUGCAGGCCAAGAGAAGCUGGGGACAGGAGACAGGAAGCUUUACAGAAUCUGACUGCAGCAAGUGUAAUCCUGGAGGGGAGUGCUUUUCAAGAGGAAGAAACAGCAUGUGUCAAAGACGGGACACGAGGGCAUGUUUCAGGAAUAGCAAAUUGUUUUAUGUGUCUGGUGGUGACAAGUGGGUUGAUGAUCAGAAGUUGUGGGAAAAGUUUGGAGGAGCAGGUUGGAGUCAAGUCUUCCUUGCAGGCAGAAAAAGGCACAAGCAAAACCAUUCCAGGAAAAUACUUCACUUUUCUGGAGAGGAAGGGCCAAAGCAGGGGAACAUCAAGGGACGUUCGGGCAGGGACCAAGGCGGACCACGGCUCGGAGCGAGCUGAUGGGCGCAUCGUCAAGAUGGAGGUAGACUACAGCACCAUGGUGGAUCAGCGACUGCCCGAGUGCGAGAAGUUGGCCAAGAAAGGAAGACUUCAAGAAGUCAUUCAAACCCUUCUCUCUUUGGAGAAACAGACCCACAAUGCUUCUGAUAUUGUGCCUACAUCCCGCAUCUUAGUUGCAGUGGUGAAGAUGUGCUAUGAGGCUAAAGAAUGGGAUUGACUUAAUGAAAAUAUUAUGCUUUUGUCAAAAAGACGGAGUCAGUUAAAACAAGCUGUUGCAAAAAUGGUUCAACAGUGCUGUACUUAGGUUGAGGAAAUCACAGAUCUUCCAGUCAAACUUCAAUUAAUUGAUGCUCUAUGAAUGGUUACAGAAGGAAAGAUUUAUGUUGAAAUUGAGCAUACUUGACUGACUAAAACGGUAGCAACUAUAAAAGAGCAAAACAGUGAUGUGAAAGAGGCUGCCUCCAUUUUACAGAAGUUACAGGUGGAAACCAACCAGUCAAUGGAAAAGAAGGAGAGAGUGGAGUUUAUCUUGGAGCAAAUGAGGCUCUGCCUAGCUGUGAAGGAUUAUAUUCGUACACAAAUCAUCAGCAAGAAAAUUAACACCAAAUUUUCAGAGAAAUUAAAAUUGAAAUAUUAUAACUUAAUGAUUCAGCUGGAUCAACAUGAGGGAUCUUAUUUGUCUAUUUGCAAGCAGUACAGAGCUUACAAAUGGUACUUACAUGGUACUCCCUGAACAUAGGGAGAAAGUGAAAAGUGGCAAGAGCCUCUGAAAAGUGUUGUCCUCUAUGUGAUUUUGGCUCCUUUUGACAACGAACAGUCAGAUUUGGUUCACCGAAUAAGUGGUGACAAGAAGUUAGAAGAAACUCCUAUAAAGGAUCUUUUAAAGCUUUUUACCACAAUGGAGCCGAUGCAUUGGUCCACACUUGUUGCAGACUAUGGAAUGGAAUUAAGAAAAGGGUCUCUUGAGAGUCCAGCAACUGAUGUUUUUGGUUCUACAGAGGAAGGUGAAAGAAGGUGGAAAGACUUGAAGAACAGAAUUGUUGGACAUAAUAUUAGAAUAAUGGCCAAGUAUUACGCGAGGAUAACAAUGAAGAGGAUGGCUCAGCUUCUCGCUCUGUAUGUUGAUGAGUCAGAAGCUUUUCUUUCUAAUCUAGCAGUUAACAAGACCAUCUUUGCUAAAGCAGACAGGUUGGCAGGAAUUAUCAACUUCCAGAGACCCAAGGAUCCAAAUAAUUUAUUAAAUGACUGGUCUCAGAAACUGAACUCACCGAUGUCUCUAGUUAACAAAACUACACACCUCAUAGCCAAAGAGGAGAUGAUACAGAAUCUACAAUAAGGGUCUCAACACCCCUAAUGCUUUUAGAAAAGAAGUUAAAAUUGGAAGUCAUAAAUAAAAAAAGACUGUUAUGGUGUAAAUGUUGGGGUUUUGUUUUUUUUUUUCUAUAUUCUCAGCUCCUUCAUCUAAAAUUUAAAAGAUAGUGAAUAUAUUUAAGGCCGCUUUUGAACUUUCAGCUCCCUGAUUUUAUCGUUAACUUUGCAUUUGCAAUUGGUGCAAAAAAAAAAAAAUACAUUUCUAUUGUCUACGUACUCAAAAAAUUGUGUCAUAACUUACCCAAAUGUGUUUUUCUAUCAUUUGAAAAUUUUUAGCUAUUAUUUGUUCUCAUUCAGCUAACAACCAUAAUAAUAAAAGCAGUAUAUGCA